CUUAUAUAAACCCCCUCCCUCCCCCAUACCAACAUCAAAUCCGCCUUGACCAAACCACGCCCUCAUACUACUCAACCUUCUCAACUUCUCACCUCUGCAUAAAACUACUACUUCUCAACAAUCUCAACGUCAACAUCAACUCAAUACCGUCGACAAUAAAAAACAACUUCACCAAAACAAGCCAAUCUCACCAACACCACAACAAUGCGGUCCCUCCUAUCUCUCACCAUCGCCCUCCUCGGCGCCACCACAGCCGUCCUCGCCGUGCCCACUCCCACACCCAAACUCAUCACCGAAUCGUCGAGCACCACCCCGACCCCAGUACAGAUCACCGGCGCCGUCGACAACAGCCCGGACUGUGCUUCGCUGGAGGAGUACUGCAAGUGCAAGGAUGAUGACUUCCAGUGCGAGACCAACCCCAGCUGCGAGUGGUGCCGCGAGCACGACGCGUGGCCGCCUGCUAGCACUACUACCGCGACAACGACGGGUUAGAUGGGUAGAUGGGUAGAUGGGUUGUUUAUCUGUCUGCCUGUCUGCUUU
Molecule: messenger RNA, 540 nt
Organism: Hypoxylon fragiforme
Lineage: Eukaryota; Fungi; Ascomycota; Sordariomycetes; Xylariales; Hypoxylaceae
Exons: 2
Coding region: 205-492 (95 amino acids)
Source: RefSeq, a predicted model, not a curated record